Messenger RNA from Gigantopelta aegis, 1743 nucleotides. RefSeq lists its product as uncharacterized. Lineage: Eukaryota; Metazoa; Mollusca; Gastropoda; Neomphalida; Peltospiridae. The transcript has 5 exons. The record is from RefSeq and is a predicted model, not a curated record. The coding region runs from base 140 to 703 and encodes 187 amino acids.
CGCUCGUCCUUUUGUAUUUAGCAAGUAACUGCGUUUUGUAUGACGUCAUUGGGACAAACUGUGUGGAAUAUUUAACGUCAACUUGGCGUACAUUUUUAAACCCAUCUAAUACGGACUAUUGACUGAUACCAAGGAGGAUAUGAACACCAUUCACUGGACACUGUUAAUCCAGGCAGUUUGGUACAGUUGUUGUCUUACUGAAAACAUCACACAAACGUCUGUGGACGGUCAAUGGAGUUCCUGGGAGAAGCGAAGUUCUGGUCACUGCAGCGUCACAUGUGGUUCGGGGUCAAACGACGUCACUUACACACGGUCAUGUCGUAAAAGAGAAAAUAAAUCACAACAAUGUGCCGGUGAAUCCAGAAAAACAGUUACAGUUCGGUGCAAUACAGGGGUGUAUUGUUCAGCAAAACUCUCUUCGGAAAAACUAGAUGAGUCAUCAGUACCUGAAACUGUUACAGGAAUAACGGUGGCUGCCCUUGGAUUGUUUUCUCUUUUAAUUGUUGUUCUUGUAAUCAGAACAAAGGGACAGACGGAGGAAGGCUUUCAGAUAUUAUCGAACAAGAAGAGGCUUAUAAAAGAGAUGUUAACAGGCUACAACAAUCCCGUUUUUAAGUCUGACGAUCCACUCAACCGUUCACCGAUUGUCACUACAAAACCGACUGUUAAAUUCAACUUGCAUAAGACACCUGUCAAAUAUUGACAUGUUUUAGGGUUUGGGGUUGGGUUUUUUACAUCCUAUAAGGUUCUUCAAGACACUGAUAUGCGGAAUGGGGCAGGUCCAUUCAUUGAGUAGUAUGCAUGUCUAAAACGAUGCGGUGGUGAUUAGUUCAACAGCCAAUAAAGAGACUACCCAGACAUUCGGCCUAAACAAAAUGCUAGACACCCGACCAUCAAAAAAAAAGAAGAGGUCAUACCUUCAUGUUUCUUCCAUUUAUUAUUAUUUCUUCUUCUUCGAUUUUUAAAAAUUAGUUUGCAGAUCAAAAGAGUAUAUUAUAACACAUAACAUGAUUUUAUUUGGACCUGUAGUGGUGAAUGAAGUGAAAAAAAGAAAGUAAGAAAGAAAAAGAAAAAAAGGACCAAAAACAAAAGAUUUUUAAAAAAUUAUUUAUUGAACCUUAUUCUUUUUGGCACGUUCCAUAAAAAAUACACAUUUCUUUUAGGCCUCUGUAACUCUGUAACUAGUUAUCAGCUAACACCAUUUAAUGAUUACAAUUAAAUCUUAAUUACAUUUUCUUGCUUUGAAUAUCAGUGUUGGUAUAGGAAAAGUUUUACUGGUCGUUCUGAUGUAGUUACUUCCUAAUAUAAUAUGCCGUUGUUGGUUUUCUGACACAAAUAUUAUGUACGAAAUUAUUAUGAGGUAAAAUAUCUUUUGAACUAAAUAUUAUUUGACCAAAACAGACAUUAUUGUGUAUACUAUUUGUCUAGUUUGGUUACAUUUCUCCUAGACAUCCGAUAGUCGAUGGCUAUUUUACACAAUCCAUGUGCUCGAUCAACUUUACAAACUUUAACAGACCAAAAAUACAUCGCCUACAGGUUGGUUGAGAACACGUUAAAAGCUACGUCCCUUCCAAAUAUUGUGUGUUGGUUUUGAAAACGAUUGCUAAGUGUUGUCGAGAUGGAUUUUGAAAACCUGUGUUGGGACUAACGAAGGUAAGGGCCCUUAGAGGCCUAUAAAUUUGGAUAUUAAAAAUAUAUUAUUAGAUUUGUAUGACAUAUCAAUAAACUGCUAUUUUAAAUUUU